CCGUUCUUAGCGUUACUUAGGUAGUUGACCAUAUCAAGCGCUAAUGGUUCUCAUCUCAUAACAGCUGGCUGUUGAGAGCCGCGAAAAAUCAGUUGCAUUCUAAUUAUCAGCCUCGUCUUCUCAUAUUUCAACCCUUUUGUUAUUUGUGUAAUGAGCCAUCAUUAGCAAUUCACAGCUCUCUCCUAACCGAGCGGCUCUCCGCCUCAACCUUGCCACCAUGGCUCCCAAGAAACAAAUGUCAAAAAAGAAGCAGACAGGCCCAACCCCUCCAGAAACAAAGGAGGAUUUUGAGAAUGAGCUGAAGACUCUGGCAGGCCAAGCUCAAAAUGAAACCUGGGGCCAAUGGGGCAAGCAGCAAGUCGCUGUGUAUGGCAGAGCGGUAGCUUUGAUCAUACUUACGGCCGUCUAUGCCAAUGUCUCGGUUAUGACAUUAUCGCCUGUCUACGGUCAGAUUGCUGCUAACCGGUUGCAUCAUUACGUUGUGUGGACGGGUCUGUUUGUCGGCUGGGCAGGCAACUUGGCUCUACGUCGAGCGCUGCCAUUCAAGACUAUCAGUCUACUGCCUCUGAUAGCCCUCCAAAUCCCCAUGUCCCAAUUCUACUUAUUCGCUUUCAGCGGCGCACUUGGGGUUGAAUAUGGCCCUGCUAUUACAGAGUUGCUAACCCUUUUCCCCCUUGUGGUCGUCAGCGCGGCAUGCAUCGCCGACAUUCUAGACGGGGCUGAUCUGAGCGGGCUGCCCAGUGCAGUUGCAAACCCGGCCCCUGGUAUUGUUUCUUACAUAGUGUUUCGGUAUUCAGAAACUAGCUCCCUCAAGCAAUUGGUUGAACAGAUGGGAACAUCCCUCAUGCAAACUCGCAUGGCAUUAGAGUUCGUGCUGGCAGCUACAUAUAGCAUUAUGGGACGGUCACAGCUGUUGCGGUAUGCCGUUCCUGGCAUACUACACGCAGCCGUCUAUAACACACAUCUCAUGACUGAGUCAGCGACCACCUCUCUGAAUACUACUCUCAACGCCAACGGCUGGUCUCUCGUUGAUCGUUGGGAGUCUAAUACCGGCUAUAUCUCGGUUCUUGACAGUCAUGUUAAUGGGUACCGACUUAUGAGAUGUGACCAGAGCUUGCUCGGUGGUGAAUGGACCAAAUUUGGAAGAAACAUUGUUGCAGAGCCUGUUUAUAGUGUUUUCACCCAGCUCGAGGCUGUGAGGCUCGUUGAAGUGCCCGAAAAGGUUCCCGACAACGAGGCCCGUGCCCUCAACAUUGGUCUUGGAAUUGGUACAACUCCUUCCGCCUUGAUAGCGCAUGGCAUUGAUACUACUAUUGUUGAGAUCGACCCUGUAGUUCAUAAAUUUGCCAGCAAGUACUUCGGGCUCCCGCCCAAUCAUACCGCUGUCAUAGAGGAUGUCGUCUCUUGGAGCCACGCCAAUGCACCCACCUUACGCGAGCAUUUUGAUUAUAUCGUUCAUGACGUUUUCACCGGAGGUGCCGAACCUGUUGACUUAUUUACUGACACGUUCCUUGGGGGGCUCAAGUACAUGCUAAAGCCCAAUGGAGUCAUAGUUAUUAAUUACGCUGGCGACUUUACGCUUCCACCUCUCAGUAUUGUUGUUAACACGAUCAAAGAUACCUUCCCGUCUUGCCGUGUUUUCAGAGAGAAUGAACCGCCUUCUGAGGACAAGCUUGAGGAAACGGGUCAUGACUUCGACAAUGUGAUGAUCUUCUGCGUCAAAACCGAUAAUAAGAUCACGUUCAGAGAUCCCAUAGAAUCAGACUACCUUGAAAGCAUCUCUAGGCGGCAAACCCUUGUCCCAAAGCACGAGGUACCGUUGUCGGCUAUCUCAACGCGAGAAGAAGUAGGAAUCCUUAGGGCCAACGAGACGGGGAAAAUUACGGAAUGGCAUGAACAAAGUGCCCUCAGACAUUGGGAUGUCAUGAGAACUGUCCUGCCAAACGAGAUUUGGAAUCAGUGGUAGUUCAAGAAUUCGACAGGAUACCACAUCACGUACAUAUAGGUGUAGACAAAAUGACUACAUGUCAACUCGCGCUCGAUGAGCUGAAAAGUUGGUUGGCAGGGCUCCAGUAUCGGUUAUUCGAUCUAUCUGAGAUACCACUCCUAAACAGCAAUAAAAGAAAUAAAAACCCGGCAUAUCAAGAAACUCAGUUUAUAUACUAUUCAACCAUUUAGAUCGAAAAUAGAACGAUUUAGCAUACAGCCAGACCAGGUAGCUGGAUUAGGAACCGGAUGUGUUACCUUUGUUCACAAGAUAACUUGCAUUAGUACACUUUGGGGUUGCUUGUGCGAGGAAAUAGAAUGUUAGGGUCGAAUAUUACCAAAAAAAGGAAUCCCAUGUUGACCCUUGCUCCGCUGAACAUUUCGUCCCUUGCAGCCCUAUAAGCUUAGGUAAU
Molecule: messenger RNA, 2399 nt
Organism: Xylaria bambusicola
Lineage: Eukaryota; Fungi; Ascomycota; Sordariomycetes; Xylariales; Xylariaceae
Product: S-adenosyl-L-methionine-dependent methyltransferase
Exons: 3
Coding region: 218-1966 (582 amino acids)
Source: RefSeq, a predicted model, not a curated record